AUGGCGGAUGAAAACUUUACUACCUGGUGGAGCAUCACCACCGAGUCAGCCACCGAUACGCUUUCAAAGGGAAAUGUCUCCGAAUUGUUGAACUCUACUGUGGAAACGUAUACGCCGUCUGCAACAAGCCUGCUGCUGUCGGCGACCGAGCAACUCGUCACCACGCUGAGCUCGUGGAACGUCACACCGAAUACGAACGGAACUACAGGUUCAAUGUUUAGCCCCCCACCAAAUGACAAUGGCUCCUGGUAUCCGGCUCUCCCGGAUUGGUGGGCAACAUUGAAUGAUAGAAUUGGGAUCAUUCUUCCAAUUUGCUAUGGCAUUAUAUUCGGCUGCGGUUUUAUUGGUAACCUGUUGGUGAUUCUGGUCCUGACGAAAUACUCCAGCAUGAAAACAUUGCCCAAUAUUUACAUUUUGAAUCUUUCCAUCGCUGAUUUUCUUUUCAUGUUCACCAUACCUUUUCUUUCCUACCAGUUUAUAGCCAACAAGUGGAUAUUCGGCGCCGCAAUGUGUAAAAUUGUGAUGGCCUUCGAUGGCAUGAACCAGUUCACGGGAGUAUUUUUACUUACAGCGAUGAGUCUGGAUCGCUACGUAGCGUUUGUGCACCCCAUGAAAUCGCUACGGAUUCGUACAGUUCGAACGACACGGACGGUAUGCGUUACGAUGUGGGUACUGUCUGCAUUGGUAUGUCUGCCACUUUGGAUGUACACAAAGAGCGACGUCUCUCGUUAUGACAAUAACACCGUUUGCUUACUGGACUGGCCGGAGGAGGUCGCUAAAUCAUUCCUAAUUUAUGCUUUUUUGCUUGGAUACGUACUGCCCUUGAUUAUAAUUUCAUGUUGUUAUUUCAUCAUCGUUAAACAAAUACUGACAAGCAAACAACCAGGCGGUAAUACAUCGGGAGUGAAUCGAAAGGGUUCUAGACGCGUUGCAAUGCUAGUCAUCGUUGCUGUUGUAACGUUUGCGGUUUGUUGGCUUCCUUUCUACGCCACCCAGCUUCACUUUGCCUUUUUUUUGGAAGGGUUCCCAUCAAUGGCGGCGAUGAUAUCUAAUUACGCCAGUAUUUGUUUAAGUUACGGAAACAGUGUGAUUAACCCGAUAAUUUACACAUUUGUUGGAAGAAACUUUAAGACGAACAUAUUACGCCUACUGCGUUGCCAAGGAGACUCGUACAAACGAUCGCAAAGUACCUAUUUGUCUGGUAGUCGAGCAACAGUGCGCCAACAAAGGAAUGGCACACUGAACCCGACGGGAGUCAAAAACGUCCUUUCUACCGUGUCAGUAAACGAUUCGCCCACUCGGAGUGUCGAUAUGAUGACAUUCGACAACAGCGCAUUCAAGAAUGCUUCGGCGAAUACGCUAGCUGCCGGGUUCAGUCAAAGUAGCACUGCAAAAGUUACUACGAACGAUCAUAAAGUUGAACCAAAAUCAACAUCUGGGAACAAAGACACUGUUGAUGGUACAUCUACGACCAAAAUGUCACCAGUCAUAUCACAGAGAAAUGAUGCACUUGUAACAACAAUGCCGCAUACAUUGCCAAGGGAUACAGAAUCAUCGGGUAAUGGGGCAGCGAUUAUUGGUGACGUAGCAUGUACUGGCCACGUGAACCUUGCAAUGGACAAUAGCGAUGGCGAAACCGACUCCCCAGUUCACACUGAAGCCUGA
Molecule: messenger RNA, 1665 nt
Organism: Saccoglossus kowalevskii
Lineage: Eukaryota; Metazoa; Hemichordata; Enteropneusta; Harrimaniidae
Product: somatostatin receptor type 2-like
Biological process (GO): neuropeptide signaling pathway
Cellular component (GO): plasma membrane; neuron projection
Molecular function (GO): neuropeptide binding; G protein-coupled receptor activity
Source: RefSeq, a predicted model, not a curated record